AUGCGUGAAAUUCUUCACAUUCAAGGAGGCCAAUGUGGGAAUCAAAUUGGAUCAAAGUUUUGGGAGGUGGUUUGUGAUGAGCACGGCAUCGAUCCCACCGGCCAGUACGUCGGAAAUUCUGAUUUGCAGCUAGAGAGAGUCAAUGUUUAUUACAAUGAGGCUAGUAAUGGCCGGUACGUGCCACGGGCCGUGCUCAUGGACCUUGAGCCGGGUACUAUGGACAGCGUUAGAACGGGUCCAUACGGUCAGAUUUUUCGGCCCGAUAACUUUGUGUUUGGGCAGUCUGGAGCCGGGAACAAUUGGGCCAAGGGCCAUUACACUGAGGGUGCUGAGCUUAUUGAUUCUGUGCUUGACGUUGUGAGGAAAGAGGUGGAAAAUUGUGACUGCUUGCAAGGGUUUCAAGUGUGUCAUUCACUUGGAGGAGGAACAGGAUCAGGAAUGGGGACUUUGCUGAUAUCAAAGAUCAGAGAGGAAUAUCCAGACAGAAUGAUGCUGACAUUCUCAGUAUUUCCUUCUCCAAAAGUAUCAGACACAGUUGUUGAGCCUUACAAUGCCACACUUUCUGUUCAUCAGUUGGUGGAAAAUGCUGAUGAAUGUAUGGUCCUUGACAAUGAAGCUCUCUAUGAUAUCUGCUUCAGGACUCUCAAGCUCACCACUCCCAGCUUUGGGGACUUGAAUCAUCUAAUUUCAGCAACAAUGAGUGGAGUAACAUGUUGCUUAAGGUUUCCAGGACAGCUAAAUUCUGACCUGAGAAAAUUAGCGGUGAACUUGAUCCCAUUUCCCAGGCUUCAUUUCUUCAUGGUGGGAUUUGCUCCUUUAACAUCAAGAGGCUCACAGCAGUAUCGCUCACUCUCAGUCCCCGAAUUAUCUCAACAAAUGUGGGAUGCCAAGAACAUGAUGUGUGCGGCCGACCCUCGCCAUGGCCGCUACCUCACAGCAUCAGCAAUGUUCAGAGGCAAAAUGAGCACAAAAGAAGUGGAUGAACAAAUGAUAAAUGUGCAGAACAAGAACUCAUCAUACUUUGUUGAAUGGAUUCCAAACAAUGUGAAAUCAAGCGUUUGUGACAUCCCACCAAAAGGGCUGGCAAUGUCAUCGACAUUCAUCGGGAAUUCGACGUCGAUUCAGGAGAUGUUCAGGAGAGUGAGUGAGCAGUUCACAGCCAUGUUUAGAAGAAAAGCUUUCUUGCAUUGGUACACUGGAGAAGGAAUGGAUGAGAUGGAGUUCACUGAGGCAGAAAGUAAUAUGAAUGACCUUGUUGCUGAGUAUCAGCAGUACCAGGAUGCCACUGUUGACGAAGAUAUUGAAUAUGAAGAUGAAGAUGCUGGCACUGACAGCUGAAGGUGUUCACCAUCUUUGCUGCUGAAAAUGUUGAGUGCAGCAAUUCAGCAGAACUAUUGAAUUAGAGUUACUUGGUGUUGAGUGUUUUGAGGGAUUUCCCUAAUGGAUUUGAUUCUCUGUGAGUGCAAAUUAAUGACUUUAUUUUGUUUCUCUUUGAAGAGAAGAUCAUGCCCUUUGAUCUGUUUCAUGUACUUCAUUUGGCUGUUCAUCUUCAUCUACUGCCAUUUUUAUAAGCAAAGUUUGGGUUUAUUAGCACAAGACCAAGUUUUGAUUGUCCCUUGUUUCGCAAA
Molecule: messenger RNA, 1628 nt
Organism: Pistacia vera
Lineage: Eukaryota; Viridiplantae; Streptophyta; Magnoliopsida; Sapindales; Anacardiaceae
Product: tubulin beta-5 chain-like
Exons: 3
Coding region: 1-1338 (445 amino acids)
Biological process (GO): microtubule cytoskeleton organization; mitotic cell cycle
Cellular component (GO): microtubule; cytoplasm
Molecular function (GO): GTPase activity; GTP binding; structural constituent of cytoskeleton
Source: RefSeq, a predicted model, not a curated record